This is a messenger RNA of Belonocnema kinseyi, 667 nucleotides long. RefSeq lists its product as uncharacterized. The transcript is spliced from 4 exons. NCBI's taxonomy places the organism in Eukaryota, Metazoa, Arthropoda, Insecta, Hymenoptera, Cynipidae. Bases 17 to 361 code for a protein of 114 amino acids. The record is from RefSeq and is a predicted model, not a curated record.
AGCAAAGGCGAUAGCAAUGGAGGUGAAUGUUCUACUUUUACAAGCCGACUUUCAAGAAUGCGCGAGAGACUGGAUUUUAAAAGAAGAUACUGGCUAUCACGGAAGUUCACGAGAAGUACCCCGGACUUUUCGAUCAAAACGGAGAAAUAGUUUACAAAUACAAGUAAUAUUCAGAAGUUACAAUCAAAAUCAGCAUUUAUUGGAUCAUCAGCUGCAACAGAGACAAAUGAUUGAAGACCAGGUUCUGAAUAAAUUUCAUCAGCAGCAAUUUUUUAAUUCAGAGCCGUUGGAGGUGGAUCAGCAUAUACAAGCAGGCGGUGCACAAACAGUUAACUGGGAUGUGCAUGCGCAACCUUAUUGACACGUAGCUGGUCGACCUGCGGCCCCUAUACGUCCCUCUGUACGUGUUAGAUGUACAUAUUCCAGCAUGUCCUGCGGCAAUACCAAUUGCACAGGCUCUGAUGGCACGGCCACCGCCACCUGACAUUCAGCCAAUACAGGGCCUAUGGCAAAUAGCCUCUGGCAAAUGGCCUCUGGCAAAUUGCCUAUAGCAAAUAGCCUAUCCGCAUGAGGACAGACCGCCUCUGGUUUUUUACUGAGGCUAUUUGUACAUAACUUGUUGGAAAUAAUGUAAAACCAAUAUUAUUAUUCUUCAAUAAUUGUUUUU